AUGUCGUCCGCUGCACCCGCUGCUUGGAGACAGGCCUCCCGCGUCUAUUCUAGGCGUCUGGCUUCCCAGGGCACUUGGGCUGUGCCUCGCCGAGUGCUCGCCACCGGUGUCCGCGGAGGUCGGUCCUAUGUCACCGAGACCAAGUCCAGUAACGCCCAGGUCAACGUGGAGACCGCGAUCAAGGAGGAACAAAAGUCGUUUAUGAAGAAGGCCGGUGUCGCGCCUGGAAGUGUUGAGUUGCCCGGCUCCAAGGCCUCUGGCGAUGCCGCCAUGAGUCCUUCCGCCGGUAUCCUCAAGCAGGCUACUGUUAUGGACCAGGGCACUCGCCCCAUCUACCUCGAUAUGCAGGCGACCACUCCGUUGGACCCCCGUGUCCUGGACGCCAUGCUUCCCUACCUCACCGGAAUCUACGGAAACCCUCACUCGCGCACACACGCCUACGGGUGGGAGACGGAGAAGGCCGUCGAACAGGCCCGCGAGCACAUCGCCAACCUGAUUGGAGCCGACCCUAAGGAAAUCAUUUUCACCAGCGGUGCGACAGAGUCCAACAACAUGAGUUUGAAGGGCGUGGCUCGGUUCUUCGGCCGCUCGGGAAAGAAGAAGCACAUUAUCACUACCCAGACCGAGCACAAGUGUGUGCUGGACAGCUGUCGCCACCUUCAGGAUGAGGGCUUUGAGGUGACUUACUUGCCCGUGCAGAAUAACGGUCUGGUUCGCAUGUCGGAGCUCGAGGCUGCUAUGCGCCCAGAUACCGCCAUCGUCAGUAUCAUGGCCGUGAACAACGAGAUCGGUGUCAUCCAGCCCAUGGAGGAGAUUGGCAAGCUGUGUCGGUCCAAGAAAAUCUUCUUCCACACCGACGGUGCCCAGGCCGUUGGCAAAAUUCCUCUGGAUGUUAACAAGCUCAACAUUGACUUGAUGUCCAUUUCCAGCCACAAGAUCUACGGUCCCAAGGGUAUUGGAGCUUGUUUCGUCCGCCGUCGCCCUCGUGUCCGUCUGGAUCCCAUCAUCUCUGGUGGUGGUCAGGAACGUGGCCUGCGCAGUGGAACCAUUGCUCCCCACCUGGUUGUUGGAUUCGGCGAAGCUUGCCGUAUCGCCGCCCAAGAUAUGGAGUAUGACACACAGCACAUCGAGCGUCUGUCGAAGCGUCUAUCUUCGGCUUUGCUUGGCAUGGAGCACACCACCCUGAACGGUGACCCCACGGCCCACUACCCGGGCUGCGUGAACAUUUCCUUCGCCUACGUUGAAGGAGAGUCCCUUCUGAUGGCUCUGAACGACAUUGCUCUGUCAUCAGGCAGUGCAUGCACUUCCGCCUCGCUGGAGCCCAGCUACGUCCUUCGCGCCCUGGGCAGCAGUGACGAGAGUGCUCACAGCAGUAUUCGUUUCGGUAUCGGUCGUUUCACCAGUGAUUCCGAAAUUGAUUACGUCCUCAAGGCUGUUCAGGAUCGCGUGCACUUCCUGCGUGAGCUGAGCCCGCUUUGGGAGUUGGUGCAGGAGGGCAUUGAUCUUAACACGAUCGAGUGGAGCCAGCACUGA
Messenger RNA from Penicillium atrosanguineum, 1533 nucleotides. RefSeq names its product IscS subfamily cysteine desulfurase. The transcript is spliced from 2 exons. NCBI's taxonomy places the organism in Eukaryota, Fungi, Ascomycota, Eurotiomycetes, Eurotiales, Aspergillaceae. The record is from RefSeq and is a predicted model, not a curated record. Gene Ontology annotation, molecular function: pyridoxal phosphate binding; cysteine desulfurase activity. The coding region runs from base 1 to 1533 and encodes 510 amino acids. Gene Ontology annotation, cellular component: nucleus; cytosol; mitochondrion. Gene Ontology annotation, biological process: [2Fe-2S] cluster assembly.